Molecule: messenger RNA, 1034 nt
Organism: Camellia sinensis
Lineage: Eukaryota; Viridiplantae; Streptophyta; Magnoliopsida; Ericales; Theaceae
Product: RNA-binding protein
Source: RefSeq, a predicted model, not a curated record
UGGCGCCAAAAUUCCUGAAAUAAAUCCAUAGGUAAAAAGAAAUAGAGAGAGAAAUUGGAAACGAAUUAAAAAGAAAUGAAUUCAAAACAUCCUCCAGUUAGGGUUUUGGGGCAGCGAUCUAUUGCUUCCACAUUCCUCUUUCGAUCUUCCAAGCCCAACCCGUCCACUGAUUGUAAAGGAGAUGUGAAGAUCAAAACCCUUAAGAGGGAUUCGCCUGUUUCGCUCUCCGAUUUCCUCAACCGAAAGCUGCACAGAAGUUCUGUUUUGCCAAGUUCAGCUCAGGGAAAGGAUAGGCCAUUCUUCCCACCUGUGGGCAAGAAGGAUGUGACUGGGUCAAAUGAAGGACAGAAUGGAGUUAAGGAGGUGAAACCAGUUCAUGAUCUAGUUUUUGAACAGUUAAAGUGGACUAGAAAAGAGAAUGAAGAUUGUCUUGGUUCAUGUGCUGAUGGUGAGGGUGGGAGUUCUUGCACAGAAAAUAUGCAUGAAUCUAGAAAAAGGAAAAUCCCAUUUGCAGGUGAAGAUGGGGAACAAUCUGCUCAGAAGCAUUUGGUUGUUCUUGGAGAUUGCCCAAGACCCAUUCAUCCAAUACCCAAGAAAAAUGGAGAGGAACAGAGUUUUACUGCAAGCAAGAAACCAAGACGUCUCUUUAAUCACUAUGCAAAUGGGAGUGGCUGGUGGGACUACAAUAUGGAAGGUGUUGACAAUGAAGAAGUAGGCUGCAAUGAAGCCUGGGAAGGGAUAGGUUCUGCCACAUUGGGGGGAUUGGAUUGGCAUUGACUUGAAACCACCUUUCACAAGUAUGUUCAAAUCCUAGAAAAUUACCUUUUCUGUUUUCCUCCUAAUGUUGGUGCUAAUCAAGUCUUUAAAUUAACUGGAAGGCAAAGAUGAUCAAAACCAAAAAAAAAAAAGAUCUUGGCAACCUAUGUUAGUGACUUUGGUUGAAUGUAAAGAUUUUACCUCAAUAGGUAUUUUGUGCCUUCGUUGUGGCUUGUUCAAGACUAGUCUGUUGGCUAUUUAUUUAUGCAUUUGAUGCA